AUGAAGCUUCACUUGCUUUCCCUUCUUUCGUCCAUCGUGGUCGUCGGCGCAAGCUGGACGAAGAACAUUAAUUACCGGUCGCCGUCUGAACACUAUCCUUCUCUCGGCAUAUCCAUCCGCAAGGUCGUCAAGCGGAACGAUCCUCAGAGCCCGUGGGACCCAACGAAGCUCAACUUUACCCACGGUGUCGCUUCGGGCGAUCCGUACCCUGACAGCGUUAUCCUCUGGACGCGGGUUGGCCCAUCGUCGGACAAUGACAAGUCCAAUGUAACGGUUUCUGGUUAUGUCCAGCUUUUUGACCACGACAACGAGAAGUUCGUCUCUGUGUCGAAGGCGCCGGUCUGCGUCGAGUACAAGAUCGCGUCGGACAAGCAGCUCAGCAACGUCGCCGAUUCCGGGAAGGUCUACACUAGCAGCGAUGUGGACUAUACUGUGAAGAUCGAAGCCAAGAACUUGGAGCCUUACACGACGUACUACUAUCAGUUCAACGUGUGCAACUCCAACAACACGAGCCCAUUGGGGAGAACCAAGACAUCUCCUAAGGCCGACGACGACAUUACGAAAGUCGGUAUCGCCGUAUAUUCUUGCUCUAAUUACCCCUUCGGCUUCUUCAACGCGUACGGAAAUGCUGUGCGAAAGGACUCUGUUGACUACGUGGUCCACCUGGGUGACUAUAUCUACGAAUAUGCCAACGGAGACUAUGGCUGGGGCCAAAGCAUUGGGCGUGUCCCGCUACCAGAUAAAGAGAUCAUCUCCCUGUAUGAUUACAGGAAGAGGCUUGCAACCUACCGCACGGAUCUUGAUCUCAUCGCAAGCCACCAAAACUUCCCUUGGAUCCCAGUCUGGGAUGACCACGAAGUGGCAGACAACGUUUACCGGGACGGCACGUCUCACAUGAACAACACCGAGGAAAGUUUCAUAGAGGACGGCGGUGUCGUGUUCGAUCAACGCAAGAUGAACGCGGUCCGUGCAUACUUCGAGUGGAUGCCGAUCCGACAGGUUGAGAUGGACGACAAUCUGCGCAUUUGGCGUAGUUUUAGCAUUGGCAAGCUGUUCGAUCUCAUCAUGCUCGAUACUCGCAACUACGACCGCUCGAUCACGGAUUUGUACUGGAACACGGACUAUAUCCAUACAAUUUCUGAUGAUGCAGGUCGUUCACUCAUGGGUCCACGCCAGGAAUACUGGUUCUAUGAUGCGCUCUCCAAGUCUGCCGAGCGUGGAGCGACAUGGCGCCUCGUCGGCUCUCAGAUUAUCUUCAGCCGCAUCAAUGAAUCAGCAGCCUAUGGCGAUGAGAACCCGUUCGAUUACGACGCCUGGGAUGGAUACACGUCUAACAGAAACCGCACGCUCAGCCAUUUGUACAACAACGGCAUUGGCAAUAAUAUCUUCCUCGCAGGUGAUAGCCACGCUUCGUGGGUCAGUGACCUCGUCUGGCUCGGCGAGAAGUCUUAUGACAAGGAGACUGGAGAGGGAAGUAUCGGCGUCGAAUUUGCCGGCAGCGCUGUCACCUCUCCCUGCCCGUAUGGCGCCAACAUCUCGCUCGCGCAGGCGAACAACUACUCCACCUGGCUGCAGAACGCCAACGAUGAGCUUCAAUGGCAGGACCUGUACUACCGCGGGUACUACGAGCUGCACAUCAGCAAAGAUGAAGUGCAGGCGAGCUACUUUGGCAUGCCGACGGUCGUGAGCAGGAAUGGCUGGGAGAUCUCCCUUGCCAACUUUACUGUGAAAAGCGGAGCGAAUAAGCUGCAGCGACCGGUGGGCGGUGGCGUGGUCGAGGGCGGCAGCUUAAAGGGAGGCAAGACGGUGCAGACUAAUGCCACUCUCGAUACAGGGAAUGGCACAUGGUUUGUGAGCUAUGCUGACCUGGCAGUCCUGUAA
Molecule: messenger RNA, 1881 nt
Organism: Trematosphaeria pertusa
Lineage: Eukaryota; Fungi; Ascomycota; Dothideomycetes; Pleosporales; Trematosphaeriaceae
Exons: 5
Coding region: 1-1881 (626 amino acids)
Source: RefSeq, a predicted model, not a curated record